CGGGCUGUGUUUCUUCAUCCGGAAGUGGCCGACGGCCGUUGAGGUCUGAGUCGCCUUCCUCGCUCCGAGAGGUAGCUGGGGCUUCUGCUGCCGACAUGGCCAGCUCUGACCCCCGCUAUCCGUGCUCCUCGAUAGAGGACGACUUCAACUAUGGCAGCUGCGUGGCCUCUGCCAGCGUACACAUCCGAAUGGCCUUUCUAAGAAAAGUCUACACCAUCCUUUCUCUGCAAGUCCUCUUAACUACCAUGACAUCUAUGUUAUUUUUAUACUUUGAGUCUAUACGGACAUUUGUACAUGAGAGUCCUGCCUUAAUGUUGGUGUUUGCCAUUGGAUCUUUGGGUUUGAUUUUUGCAUUGACUUUAAACAGAUAUAAACAUCCCCUUAACCUGUACCUGCUUUUUGGAUUUACACUGUUGGAAGCUCUGACUGUGGCCUUUGCUGUUACUUUGUAUGAUGUGUAUAUUAUUCUGCAAGCUUUUGUACUGACUACUGCAGUAUUUCUUGGUUUGACUAUGUAUACUCUACAAUCUAAGAAAGAUUUCAGCAAAUUUGGAGCAGGACUGUUUGCUGUUUUGUGGAUUCUUUGUUUGUCAGGAAUCUUGAAGUUAUUUUUUUACAGUGAGACAAUGGAAUUGGUGGUGGCUGCUGUAGGAGCCCUUCUUUUCUGCGGGUUCAUCAUCUAUGACACACACUCACUGAUGCAUAGGCUGUCACCUGAAGAGUAUAUAUUAGCUUCCAUCAGCCUCUACUUGGAUAUCAUCAAUCUAUUCCUGCACCUCUUGCGGUUUUUGGAAGCAGUUAAUAAAAAGUGACUGAAAAUAGGAUACAGAAACUGACUCAUUAAUAAUACUUUAUUACUGACUCAGUGAUAAAGUUAGAGACAUAAUUGACUAUUCAAUACUUUUAUUAAUUUAUUGUAUGCUCUGUACUUCAGAGGUAUUACUAUAAUACAGCAGGUCCUUGGAUAAUGUCAUUUCAUUCAACGUCAUUUCAUUAUAAUG
Phyllostomus discolor (pale spear-nosed bat) is the source of this 1001-nucleotide messenger RNA. It is a transcript of the gene TMBIM4, whose product is annotated as transmembrane BAX inhibitor motif containing 4. Gene Ontology annotation, biological process: negative regulation of apoptotic process. NCBI's taxonomy places the organism in Eukaryota, Metazoa, Chordata, Mammalia, Chiroptera, Phyllostomidae. The transcript has 8 exons. Gene Ontology annotation, cellular component: membrane. Bases 96 to 812 code for a protein of 238 amino acids. The record is from RefSeq and is a predicted model, not a curated record.